CUCCCUUAAUUUAAACCCCUCUAACCAGCUCAUUUUGCACACCACCAUUAAUCCUCUUCAACUUCUUUGUUCUCCUUCAAAAUGGGUAGCCUAGACUUGAGCUCCGAUAACUCUUCCUCACCCCAACGUGAAUUCAAGCCCUUAGACCCUGAAGAAUUUCGAAAACAAGCUCACCAAAUGGUGGACUUCAUAGCUGACUACUACAAACAAAUCGAAACCUACCCAGUUCUAAGCCAAGUCCAACCUGGUUACCUCCGUACUCUCCUUCCCCAAACUGCACCAUACCUUCCUGAACCCCUAGAAACCAUUCUCUCCGACGUGACCAAAAACAUAAUCCCUGGCAUGACCCAUUGGUUAAGUCCAAACUUCUUUGCAUUCUUUCCAGCUACAGUGAGUACUGCAGCUUUUAUAGGAGAAAUGUUGUGCACUUCAUUCAACUCUGUUGGCUUCAACUGGCUAGCCUCACCUGCUGCCACAGAACUUGAAAUGAUAGUCAUGGAUUGGUUGGCUAACAUGCUUAAACUCCCAAACUCAUUCAUGUUCUCUGGCACUGGUGGUGGUAUCAUUCAAAACACCACUAGUGAAGCCAUUCUUGUCACUCUCAUUGCCGCCAGAGAUCGCGUGCUAGCUACAAAUGGCAGCAACCAAAGUAUUCGAAAGCUUGUUGUGUAUUGCUCUGAUCAGACACAUUCCACUUUCACCAAGGCUGCUAAACUAGCUGGUAUAACUCCAUGUAACAUAAAAUCCAUCCACACAAACCUUGAUGCAGCUUUUUCUUUAUCCCCUGUACUCCUUCGUAAGGCUGUGGAGGCUGACGUGGCAGCCGGGUUGAUCCCACUUUACCUUUGUGCUACGGUGGGGACAACUUCAACCACAGCCGUUGAUCCUAUCGAGCCUCUUGCUGACGUGGCAGGUGAGUACGGUAUGUGGAUGCAUGUUGAUGCUGCUUAUGGUGGUAGUGCAUGUAUUUGUCCCGAGUUUAGGCAACAUUUCAAUGGGAUUGAAGGAGUUGAUUCAUUGAGUCUAAGCCCACAUAAGUGGCUACUAAGUUACUUGGAUUGUUGUUGUUUGUGGGUCAAAAGCCCAAUGUUAUUGGUGAAGGCAUUGAGUACAAACCCGGAGUAUUUGAGAAACAGAGCAAGUGAGUCCGAGUCUGUGGUGGAUUUUAAGGAUUGGCAAGUGGGUACGGGUCGGAAAUUCAAGUCGCUCCGAUUAUGGCUUGUAUUGCGUAGCUAUGGUGUUGCAAACCUCCAAAGUCAUAUCCGGUCCGAUGUUCGGAUGGCGAAGGUGUUCGAGGGGCUCGUGAAAUCCGAUCCACGGUUCGAAAUCCUCGUGCCAAGGCGAUUCGGGUUAGUGUGUUUUCGGUUAAACCCGUUUUCAUGGUCCGGGUCGGGUUAUACCGAGUUGUUGAACCGGAAGCUACUUGAGUGGGUCAACUCAAGUGGGCGGGUUUAUAUGACCCACACAAUAGUCGGUGGUAUAUAUAUCCUGAGGUUUGCUGUGGGAGCCACCCUUACUGAAGAUCACCACGUGGCUGCUGCGUGGAAGUUGAUCAAGGAAGGAGCUGAUGCCAUUCUUAAGGGUAUACAUAAUUAAUAAAGCUGUACCAGCACCUGUUACGACAUUAAUUAUAUGUGGCAGUGUGUUAUAUUUUCAAGUUUCAACCGUAUUUGUUGGUUACUACGAUUUAUUUCCUCCAAGUUGGACAAAGUCAAAGUCGGCCGGAAAAUUUGUGAAGGUCUUCCUUGUAUCAUUUGAUGAUUAGGAAAAAUUCUGAAAUAAAAUCAAAAUGUUAAGAGCAUACUUGGCAGACUAUAA
Quercus lobata is the source of this 1818-nucleotide messenger RNA. Its product is annotated as tryptophan decarboxylase TDC2-like. Gene Ontology annotation, cellular component: cytoplasm. Gene Ontology annotation, molecular function: carboxy-lyase activity; pyridoxal phosphate binding. The coding region runs from base 82 to 1596 and encodes 504 amino acids. The transcript has a single exon. Gene Ontology annotation, biological process: amino acid metabolic process; carboxylic acid metabolic process. The record is from RefSeq and is a predicted model, not a curated record. Lineage: Eukaryota; Viridiplantae; Streptophyta; Magnoliopsida; Fagales; Fagaceae.